AUGACAUCCCAAUAUUUGAGAAGCAAGCUUUCAAGUUUCAGGGAAUAUAUAACCCCCAUCACCCACCAUUCCACAUUCACCACGACUGGAGAGAUAACCCCUGCUGAGUUUGUCCAAGCUGGUGACUACUUAACAUAUCGAUUCCCCACUUGGCAAUGGUCUCCUGCGGAUAAGGAUAAGUCUAAAGAUUUUCUACCACAUGAUAAGCAAUUUCUAGUUACUCGCCAUGUACCUUCCUAUGUUCGUGCCUCAGAUUACGAAGUUUGCGGUGAAGUGGAUCUCGAGGUCGACGAUAAUUGGGUCGCUGCAUCGCCAACUACAACAACUUCAAAUGAUGUGGUUGAUCAGGGUAGUGUCAAGGAGUUAUCCGAUGAUGAUCCUGAAGUUGAAGACAUUGAUGAGCUAAUCGACGAAAAUGCCGAGGAUGUCCAAUUCUUGGAUUCUAAAAUUUCAAGAAGACCCAGUCAGUCAGGUAAAAGGUUCUAUGAUUUAUAUAUUAGCUACUCGACUUCCUACAGAGUGCCUAAGAUGUACCUAGUUGGAUUCGAUGCCGACAACGUGCCGUUGACUCCAGGACAAAUGUUUGAAGAUAUAGCCAGUGAUUAUAGACAUAAAACGGUGACUAUUGAAAAAUUACCCUUCAUGAGGAACACCACCUGUGUGUCAAUACAUCCCUGUAAACAUGCAAAUGUUAUGAAAAUCCUAAUGAGGCAUGCAAUCCAAUCAAGAAACGCACAGAAUGAAAAUACACAACAUGGUGACUCUGAUGAUGAUUGGCAGGACCUAUCAGGUGAAGGAAUAAGAGUCGAUCAGUACCUUGUGGUUUUCCUCAAAUUUAUGGCCAGUGUUACACCUGGUAUCGAAUACGAUUAUACUAUGGAUGCAUUGUAG
Pichia kudriavzevii is the source of this 891-nucleotide messenger RNA. RefSeq lists its product as uncharacterized. Gene Ontology annotation, biological process: autophagosome assembly; autophagy of mitochondrion; nucleophagy. The record is from RefSeq and is a predicted model, not a curated record. The transcript has a single exon. Lineage: Eukaryota; Fungi; Ascomycota; Pichiomycetes; Pichiales; Pichiaceae. Gene Ontology annotation, cellular component: cytosol; cytoplasmic ubiquitin ligase complex. The coding region runs from base 1 to 891 and encodes 296 amino acids. Gene Ontology annotation, molecular function: Atg8-family ligase activity.